Messenger RNA from Syzygium oleosum, 1687 nucleotides. RefSeq names its product EG45-like domain containing protein. The record is from RefSeq and is a predicted model, not a curated record. Gene Ontology annotation, biological process: systemic acquired resistance. The coding region runs from base 1204 to 1587 and encodes 127 amino acids. The transcript is spliced from 3 exons. Gene Ontology annotation, cellular component: cell wall; apoplast. Lineage: Eukaryota; Viridiplantae; Streptophyta; Magnoliopsida; Myrtales; Myrtaceae.
UAUCUGUGUAGGUCUUUGGUCUCUCUCCUUAUAAAUUCAAAUUUGUUAUGCAAACUGGAAACAGAUGAAAUAGUCACCUUUAAGAAGGCGCUGCAAGAUGACAGAUAUGCAAAUAAGAGAAGUGAAGACUGCACACAUAAGUGACCCUCCUAUCUGGCUUGUCCUGCACUGGACUUUUAUUCUCCUUGCUUAAUCAAUGCUGCACACACUAUUUAAAAUGUGAUAAUGUGGGUUUGGUAACAUAGGACUUUUCUUACUUCUUUAGAUGCAUAAUUGGAAAUAAGCAUUACCUCGGUAGAUGCUUAAUCAAAAAUAUGCUGGAAACUCAAUUUACUUCUCAUUAGUAACCAAAUUUGUCAGUUCAGUAGUCAUUAUGGACUUCCCAUCUUUUUUGUAUUAAGCAUAUUAGUAUUUUGAAUAUUCUGACUAAAAAAAGAUAUUAGUAUUUUGAAUAUAGCAAAUAAGAAAGCAAGCAACUUAAUCAACCUUUGGAUAAAGAUAUGGUGCCUCAGCUAUAAUUCGAAAUCCCAAUUCCAAUAUUGAGAGGUUUCGGAAGAUGACUCAUUCUGUAACAUGUAUAUGUUGGUGAGCUAAUGAGCAUAGCAGACAAUUGAGUAUGAACUAGGAAACCUUCUCAAAUUAGGAAAUCAACUAGAACUAGGAAAUCUACUCAAAUUAGGAAACCUACUUAAACUAAGAAAUAUACUCGAAUUAGGAAACCGACUUAAAUUGAGAAACUACUUAAACAAGGAAACAUUCCUCCAGCCUUGACCCAGCCGAUUUGGCCUUGGUUCUUUAACUUCUAAAAACUAGGCUUGAGUUGGGGUUAUGAGUUGUUUGCCUUCAAUGGAAUUUCCUAGCUUUGAUGCUCCCGUGUCAUGGGUGCAACUUCAAAUCAAGCUUUAAAUAAAGAUAUGGUGUCACAGCUGUAAUUCCAAUUUUGAUUUCCAAAAUUGGGAGAUUUUAGAAGAUGACUCACGCUGUAACAUGUAUAUGUUGGUAAUCUAAUAAAUGCAGUAGACAAAUUGAGUAAUCUAACAUCUCCAAUAAAGCAAGUAAUGGCUUUUUGGGUAAAUAUUCAUUAGAUAGUUUUCCCAAAGUUUUUGAAACAUAUUCUUGCUUGACGGAAAUUAUAUAUUAAGGAAGCAGCCUUCGUGAGUAUGCGAUAUAUUCAAUUUGAGAGAUAAACAAUACACAGAGGGCAUGGAGACUAGGGUUUUGAUGGUUGUAUGCAUACUCUUAGGCCUUGUGUCUGAAGGUGUAGCAGCACCAGGGAAUGCAACUUUCUAUGUACCUCAUAAGCCUUCGGAUUGCCAUGGAGUGAAGGAACCAGGGCCGAUGGUUGUCGCAGCUAGCAACCCCAUCUGGAAUAAUGGGGCCAUAUGUGGGAAAAAGUUCAAGGUGACAUGCAUAGGCCCUCCGAGUACUGGUAAGAAAUUCCCUUGCAAGGGCUCGGUGAUCGUGACUGUCGUGGAUCGAUGCGCUUCGCCACAAUGCCACACCACUUUCAAGCUCUCAAGGCCGGCCUUUGACAAGAUCGUUGACCCUACGCUGGUUAUGAUCGCGAUUGAUUAUGAACCGGCUUAAAGGCAAGUUGGGAUUUAUUCUUUUGCGUGGGAAGGAUGAUGGACUGAUGGCAACUUAAUUCCUUUGGACAAUAAGAUUGAGAUGUUUUCGUUUCUUUGCU